Messenger RNA from Phragmites australis (common reed), 1214 nucleotides. RefSeq lists its product as uncharacterized. Lineage: Eukaryota; Viridiplantae; Streptophyta; Magnoliopsida; Poales; Poaceae. The transcript is spliced from 3 exons. The record is from RefSeq and is a predicted model, not a curated record. The coding region runs from base 91 to 804 and encodes 237 amino acids.
CCUUUAAUUUGCACCCUCCCCAAAUCUCCAUUGCCCCUCUCACUCCUCUCACUCCUCUCUCUCUCUCUCUCUCUCUCUUCUCUCUCAUCCAUGAGGAUCAGGAAGAGGCCACAGCCCUCGUCGCAGCAGGCCUCAGAUCCGUCCACAUCCACCGCGCCGCAAACCCCGCAGAAUGCAGGGAGGCAUCGAGAAUGGCUCGAGGGAGGUGAGGAGGAGGGGACGCUGCAUGCAAGUGUGGAUCUUGGACAGAAAUCUGGUGUGGCCAGGCGCUUGGCAUUGCCGCAGGACAAUGCAGCGGAUUGCGGCACGAUUUUGGGCCCACAGCAUGGAGCUGAUGAUAUUCAGAGGAGAUGCAGUGUACUGAAUGGACAUCACAGUCCGGACCAGAAGGGCAGCGUGACAUGCACCGGUGCCGUCGGCAGUAAGUCUGAGUCGCCGCCGGCGGUGGGGAAGGUGGAGGAACAUGUGGGUAACGGCGUGCUUCUGCCCGUGGCGCCGGUGGUGGCCGUGAAGGACGAGGAGAAGGUCAGCAAUGGCAGCGGUGGCGGGUCCAAGAAACGGCGCGGCCCGGCGGUGCUGAUGGAGGGGUCGCGGUGCAGCCGCGUGAACGGCCGCGGGUGGCGCUGCAGCCAGCCGACGCCCGUCGGCUACUCGCUCUGCGAGCACCACCUCGGCAAGGGCCGGAUGCGGAGCGCGGCCGCCGCGGCGCGCGGCGGCGUGGUACAGCUCGGUCGCACCGAGCACAGGGCGAGCAUCCCCGCCGCGGCGCCCAAGGCCGAGGGGCCGAGCCUGCCGCGCUGCUAAGGCGAAGCGGCGUCAUUGCGAUGGGACCCCUUAAUUCUUCCGUUUUGGUGGGCGACGUGAAUUCUCGCCGCAUUUUCUUGGACCUUGAAUGUCGGCGGUGGCGUGCAGGUGACGGCACAGUGAAGCAAUUCGAUGUUCGCGGUUGAUCUCUGCUUCUCCGUGCCAAAAUUUCACCGCGACGGCUUCGUCGAUGUCCGAGUAAUGGUGCUCCAGAUUAGCAGUAGCCUAUCAGCCAUGCAACAUUGCAAGUUUUCUUGCCUGCACGGUUGCACCAAGUGUGGGUGGUGCAACUCUGAAUGGUAAAAGUGAAAGCUUUUGGCCUUGAAAGUGCAAGAAAAUGGGCUAAUCAGCGACGGGAAGAAGUGAAAGCUGGGGAAUCAAUCAUGCUACAAACAUCAUCUUUUCCAGCA